AUGGUAGAGUUUGCCAUUAAGAACUCGGUGCAUGCGUCCACGACACAUACACCGUUUUACGUGAAUGGCUUGCGCCAUCCGCGUGUACCCAACUUACUCGCGUGUAACUCUGGUUUAAGGGGGGGAGAGACUCGCGCGAGCAAAAGCCAAUUUGGUUCACGCUCAUCACGCUCUGACGAAGAGGUCAUUGCGUUUGAUGCCGAUAUCGACCACAUUGAUAUCGAAGCAGAUGAUGCCAGUAAGAGUGCGGAAGCCCUCACUGAAGAAGAUGAUCCCAGUGAGAGUGCGGAAGCCCUCACUGAAGAAAAGAUUGAUGUUGCUGCAGUGCGCUCACAGCACACUGAAGCUAACGAGUCAUCAGAUGAGUUCAUACUGGCUCGUGAAACGGUAGUCCGUUUUGUGCAAGACUCCAUCGCCGAAGCGGUGGACAAGCAAAAGCAAAACGCUGACAAGAAUGGAAGGGCAAACACUCUUUUAUUUAAUAAAGGUGACUCAGUCCUACUGUCUACGGUUAAUCUACCAAAGCAUGUAGUGACUAACUUGGGUAGCAGUAAACUACUACCCAAGUACAUCGGCCCAUUUCGUGUAUUGCACCGCCUAGGCAAUGCAUACACGAUCGAGUUACCACGUAAGAUGCGAACGCAUCCCACGUUUUACGUUGGUCGGCUUAAGCCGUACCAUCAGUACGCUGCUUCUUACGAUGAAGAACGCCCUUGCGCUCAAGCAUCUCGCAGAGAGCCUUGUGCCCCCGAUGAUGGGCAUCGACAAGGGUCUGGAGAGCAUUUAUCUCACCCCGAGACCGAUCAACAAUCCCACGAGCUACCCUUAGCUCGUCACGAAGAGAUGUCAGAGCUCUUUCGUUCUCAAGCUGAACAAAGGCAAACUCAGCUCGAUGCUUCAAGACAGUGUCCGCCAUUUGGAGACGCCUGUCCCGCUCAUAGCUUCUUUCCUCAGCCUCCACCUCCAUUAGAGGACUCUCGCGGUGGCCAGCGCUAUCUAGUUGAGCAGCUGUUGAACCACCGCGACGUGAACGGACGUCGGACGAGUUAUCUCGUCCGGUGGCGCAGCUAUCCCCCGUCCUGGGAUUCUUGGGAGCCCCGCUCCCAACUUAUGGUUGACGUACUGGGUUUGGAAGAGCAGUACGACGCGGCACAUCCUGUGCCGCAGAAGGACCGCCGGAGAAAGUCUUCCCGGCACGGUCGUAAAGGGAUUUCAGGUUGUCAAUCCCUUCGUACAUCUCAGUAG
Messenger RNA from Peronospora matthiolae, 1245 nucleotides. The record is from the annotation of a GenBank genome assembly. NCBI's taxonomy places the organism in Eukaryota, Oomycota, Peronosporomycetes, Peronosporales, Peronosporaceae.